Messenger RNA from Lactuca saligna, 930 nucleotides. The record is from the annotation of a GenBank genome assembly. NCBI's taxonomy places the organism in Eukaryota, Viridiplantae, Streptophyta, Magnoliopsida, Asterales, Asteraceae.
AUGCACGACAAUAACGAUCAAUCCUUGGAACUCCUCUUUCCUCACAAGGUAGCUCACAUGCAUGCAAAGACCUAUUGGUGUUUGAUUUUAGCUUUCUCGGUAAGAUUGCUGACCCAAAUCGCUUUCUGGCUCAGGCCUCAAAUAGUUGCUGACUGGAAAUUAGACAAUAUUACCCUUAUCUUGCCCUGCGUCGUUAUUAGGCCUCGUCCCCCUUCGCUUCCCUUCCAGUUACCUAAAAGCACACCAGCCGCCAGGAACAACUCCACAACAUUGAACGCCAAACAGUCGGAUCGGACCUCCGCCGCUGGAUCGCGUACCUCCGCCACCGCCAUCAGUGACGCCUUCUCGAUCCAUCACACAGGUUACAUGAUUUUUCUGAUGUUGGUUUGGAACGAGAGUGAGGACAAAACUUUUCUUGAUGCAUGUAUCCAUGAACUAACCACUAAUGGUCGUGAGGGUUCUGGGCUUAAGGCAAGUUCAUGGAAGACAAUACGCGAAAAAUUGAUAAACGAACACGGUAAAGAGGUUGAUCAGAAGCAAAUGAGAAACCACUUUGACUACUACAAAUCAAAGUAUGUUGCUUGGGUGAAACUCAAAAACAAAACUGGGUCGACAUCAACCGGAUUUCAAAGUUGGGGGCCAUCUUCUACACUCCCUCGUCCUGUAGAAGAGUUUAGUCCCCAUGAUUUUGAUGAUGAUGUUCCAAUGGAAACCUCAACACAACACAUAGGUGCAAGUGAAGAAUCUUCGGGGCGUUCAAAAAAUAAGGAAGUUGGUGGAAACAAAAGAGUUGCUGGAAAAAAAAGAGAUGCAAGGGCAUUAGAAGUUGAAGAGGAGAUUGUCAAGCUUGCAAGGUCGUUAGUGGAAAAAAUGAAAGAAUUGAAAAAAGUGAAAUGGAUAAGGAUGUUGAUGCGUGUAUGGAGAAAUUGA